AUGGCCGACAAACUACGCGCUCAGCAACAGCUCGAAGCCCUACAAGCCCGCUACGUCGGCACAGGCCACGCGGACACCACAAAGUUUGAAUGGACCUCAAACAUCGCGCGUGACACGUACUCGAGCUACAUCGGCCAUCCUCCGAUGCUCGAGUACAUAUCGCUAGGCAUGGGACAGCCGCGGGAGAAGGUUCGGGCACAGAUGAUUGACAAGAUGAUACAACCUGUUGGGAAGCCGCCAGCAGUGCAAGAUUGA
Mytilinidion resinicola is the source of this 255-nucleotide messenger RNA. Its product is annotated as splicing factor 3B, subunit 5. Gene Ontology annotation, cellular component: U2 snRNP; precatalytic spliceosome. Gene Ontology annotation, biological process: mRNA splicing, via spliceosome. The record is from RefSeq and is a predicted model, not a curated record. The transcript is spliced from 2 exons. The coding region runs from base 1 to 255 and encodes 84 amino acids. NCBI's taxonomy places the organism in Eukaryota, Fungi, Ascomycota, Dothideomycetes, Mytilinidiales, Mytilinidiaceae.